Molecule: messenger RNA, 4374 nt
Organism: Ostrinia furnacalis (Asian corn borer)
Lineage: Eukaryota; Metazoa; Arthropoda; Insecta; Lepidoptera; Crambidae
Gene: Cdk1
Product: Cyclin-dependent kinase 1
Exons: 7
Coding region: 253-1209 (318 amino acids)
Biological process (GO): protein phosphorylation; mitotic G2 DNA damage checkpoint signaling; G2/M transition of mitotic cell cycle
Cellular component (GO): nucleus
Molecular function (GO): cyclin-dependent protein serine/threonine kinase activity; ATP binding
Source: RefSeq, a predicted model, not a curated record
AGUUCUGAAAUUUAAAAAGUUUACGUUUGAAAGUCGUUACUGCAAGGAAACGAUUGCGUUGUUUUGUAAAAUAUUGCAAGAACUGAAUUAUUUUCUGGUUUUCAAUGCAAUAAAACGAUAUUUUGCAGUGCCCUACUAAUUAUCAAUCUACCGUUGUGUCUGUACUAACCGCACGCGGUAGUUUUUGUACAGCCCCACUCUCGCGUUCUCGCCGCGUUUUAUCGAAAAGCUAACAAAAUUCCGUACUACAAAAUGGAUGAUUUUCUCAAAAUUGAGAAGAUCGGUGAAGGUACUUACGGUGUUGUUUACAAGGGGAAAAAUAAAAUAACCGGCCAGUUUGUGGCUAUGAAGAAAAUUCGUUUGGAGUCUGAAGAUGAAGGCAUUCCGUCCACUGCUAUUCGCGAGAUCUCACUCUUGAAAGAGCUAAACCACCCAAAUAUAGUGAAGCUGGAGGAUGUGCUGAUGGAAGAGUCGCGACUAUACCUCAUUUUCGAGUUCCUCUCUAUGGACCUGAAGAAAUAUAUGGACUCUCUUGGAAAUGGAAAAUUUAUGGACCCGGCGGUGGUGAAAAGCUACCUGUACCAGAUCAACAGCGCCAUCUUGUACUGCCACCAGCGCCGCAUUCUGCACCGAGACCUCAAGCCACAGAACCUGCUCAUCGACAAGACUGGCAUCAUUAAGGUGGCGGACUUCGGGCUGGGGCGCGCGUUCGGCGUGCCGGUUCGCGUUUACACGCACGAGGUCGUCACGCUGUGGUACCGCGCGCCCGAGGUGCUGCUCGGCAGCCAGAGGUAUUCCUGCCCGAUCGACAUCUGGUCUGUGGGCUGCAUUUUCUCGGAGAUGUCGUCCAAGAAACCCCUUUUCCAGGGAGACUCGGAGAUUGACCAACUCUUCCGAAUCUUCAGGAUGCUUCGCACUCCUACUGAAGAGAUCUGGCCCGGUGUCUCUUCCCUACCUGACUACAAGCCUACCUUCCCCAAUUGGAACACCUUUAAUUUGCACAACCACGUCCAAAACCUAGACGAAGUGGGCAUGGACUUGCUCCAAAAGAUGCUUGUCUAUGACCCGGUGAAGCGCAUCUCCGCCAAAGACGCGCGCCGCCACCGCUACUUCCGUGACGUCAAGCUACCGCCCGGCCUCACGCUACACUCGGCCUACAUACGCUACACGGGACACGAGAACGAUACAGACAACGCGCAGUGCGUGUAGAGGUAACUUUAGUUAUAUUUUAGGUGAUAUUAGACAUCCAGAUUGGACCUUGAUGUUAUGUUCUUAAGGUCGACGUUGUCACAGCAAUGUUGUGACCUCAGACUCUUGAUAUCUUGAUAUUUAGUCCGUAACGGUCAACGUUUCUUUCAAUGUGUUGACGUCAGCCGCAAUGGGCUUGAUUCUGAGACUACUGAAAAGUAUCCUUUAUUAUCUCUUAUUCUUGCCUUUUUCUUUCAAUAAGCCACAUGAGGAUCUGUCUAUGAAAACAACUACGCUACAUACUUUAAAGCAUAAUGUGUGUAACAACAUGCAUUCUACCAGUAUUUGUAUUGGCCUUAAUGCAUGCACUGACUUAAGAAUCGAGCCCAUUGAUGGAUUCUUUAGGAUUGUCCACUUGAAUAAGCUUUAUGCUGAUAAUUCCAUAGUUAUUGGGAUGGGUGUGAGUUCUGUUAAUUCUAUUUAUCAGAUGAAUGCUCAGAACUCAUAAAGUACCAUGUUAAUGGCUAUGGUCAUGUGUGUGAGAGAAAAUUGAUAGACAUCUGAAUUUUAUGCCUUAAUAACUAAGCAAUAUGUAGAUGUAAAAUAGUAUAUUUUGUGCUAAAUGUCUUUUAUGUUAAGAGAGGUCAGUACGCCUGCUAUUGCUUCACUUCACACGAUCUGUUCGUCAUUGUAAUUGACAAUAUAAAUUUCUUGUCUCAUUAUUAUAACUUUCUAAUUCAAGUGGAUUAUGCUUACGACCUAGGGACUAUGUUAAAAUUUUAUUUAUAGUAUAAUUUUGAUUUGUCUGUGUUGACAUUUUCUAUUGGGCCAUGCGAUUCUAUGGCCCGUGACACACUACGACUUUUGCAGCGUUAUAAACAUACACGUGGAAAUAAAAUAUUAGCGUUUGUUUUCUAUCGACCUGAUGCAUACAAAGUUCUCUGUUACACAUGACAAACACUGCAAUACUAAUGAGCACUAUGCCUGGAUCUACCAACGAUUCUAUCUAUUUAUUUAUAAUUUUCAAAUUAGUUUGAGAUGCGACUCUUAACGCUAAAAAUUAAAUAACUAUGAUUCUAUCUAUACUUACUGCCUAUUGUAAAACUGAAGAGUUGUUUAUUUGGUUGAACACUCUGAACUCGGAACAAAUGGUUCGAACAUGCUAGUUAUACCACUUGGCAUGUCAGGGGUCAGGCCCUCCCUAAAAAUAACCUUAUGCCAAUGGGUUCGAAUAAUUUCAAAUAUUUUAUUUUAUUAAAAACACUGCAAUAAGUCGCGAUGUGUAAAAGGCCUUCUACUUCAUUACCAAAAUUAGAUCAUUUUUUUUAUAUUUAUGUAUUUACUUUCUCGAAUCUUCUAAAUAAAAUACUGUUGUUACACAUGAUGACAGAUAUGAAUGAUAAGUUAAUAUGAAAGUUGUAUUAUCUUGGGUGCUGAAUUACAGGAAAAUAAAAUUAAUAUACCUAUGUGACAGAAUCAAAAUAUAGUAUUUUCCCCCUGCCGUCUGGAUAAAAAUAAAAUCAUAUUUAAUUAUUGUAUUACAUAACAUCAUAUAAGCUUUUCAGGGAAUAUGAUUGUAUUAUCGAAUGAUUCGUAUGUCGUAUGAUGAUCGUAUCGUAACUCGUGGCCUUAGGAACGAUUGUAUUGUAAAUACUUUGGGGUGGUAAUUUAUAGUUUGGUAACUCUUUUGUACAAAAGAUAACGCAUCUUAUUGUUGUAUGGAUAUUUGGGAAUCUAAAGGCACAGUUACACAUGCUCAUUACGUCAUUACUAGCACGAAGCAUGCCACUGUUGAGCAAUUGUUACUAAAUAGCAUGCUCAUUUGGAGCACGCUUGUUUCAAGAAUGUUAUAAAGCAUGACAUUUUAUGAGCAUGUGUAACUUUACCUUUAUGUAUUGUUUGAUUGGUUUUCGAACUACAAUGUUCAUGAAUUAUUUCCAUUGAUUGAAUUGAACAAAUAAGUAAUUAUAGUAGGCCUAAGACUUGAUUCAUUCAGAUUGACUGAAUAUGUUUAACCUUUCUUAUCUUAUUUUUUGCGUAACUUAUCGUUUCGAUAUUUUUCGAGUCUCUCACGUUAAGGCUCAUUUACACCCUUAGUAAAGCUCUUCAAAAAUGUACUACCAGGUAUAUUAAUUCGAAAUUAAAGUCGGCGUAAGAGUGUAAAUGAGCCUGAAAUGUUUUAUCUUAUAUUAAGUUUUUAUACAAGUACACUUAAUUUAAUUUAUCGCUAGGCUCUCGUGUCCGGCACGCGAGGUUUUAUUUAGUUCGUUUCGCAGUGAUCAAUGAUUGCAAAUUGUAAAUAUCCUUGUGCCAAAACUAACCGCGUAUGAUAUGGUUAAUUUAUUAGACAAUGUUUAGUCCACGGCAUGACAAACCAGAAAAAAAAAUAUUCUUAAAAAAAUAGCAACAAAGAAAUGUUUGAUAAGUCAAAAUGUAACCGCACAUAUCGCUAGCUGGUUUGUAAUGGGUGCUUUUCCAUCUAGUCAAUGUACCGCGCUUCGUCAGAAAGAACAUGAUUUUUCAAAUAACGAAGUCAGAUAUCGAUAAUUUUACUAGACUAGAUUUUUACCCCUAUGUUUGUGCUAUGAAUGUGCGUCAAUUUUGCAUAUGGUACGUCAAACAGUGUCGCAUCUUAUUGAGUUGUAAUAGAUGCGACUUGGCGACUUAAAUGUACAGCCCGGUCGAGUUAACUGCUUACGUGGCGGCUGUGACGUCACAUCGACGCUCUGAUAUGGACGGGGCGAACGCAGGGAGGUGGGAGGGAGAGUCGCAUUCCAGCGAGGUGCGCAGUUAGCGGUGUGCUGUUGCUGUUGCUUUACUUAUUCUGUACUAAGUACAUCAGGUGAUAAGUCUGCUCGUUUGCCACCUGUCACAAAAAAAAAACCUAUACGAAAGGCACGCCUGGUUAGGUGCAAUCGUUGUGGUUCGUAAGGUCUACUCAGCUAAAUACUGGGUUUGUAUCAGAGUAUUAAAGAUGACAGUAUGGUAUUGCAAUAUUAUUCGGGAAAUCCUUUAUGUGUGCUUUUAAAUACAGUUGGUGUAUGCGUCUCGUACUUGAAAUAGUCAAAUAAACAAAUUGAUCACUGUGUAUUGUCUUUAUGUCUUUAAUGAAUAAUGAAUUUAUGUUUAAGAUGCGAAUGUUUGAUUUAGGUAUUCAUUAAUGUGUAAAAAUAUAACGAUUAUUUU